This is a messenger RNA of Colletotrichum godetiae, 1629 nucleotides long. RefSeq lists its product as uncharacterized. Bases 1 to 1629 code for a protein of 542 amino acids. Lineage: Eukaryota; Fungi; Ascomycota; Sordariomycetes; Glomerellales; Glomerellaceae. The record is from RefSeq and is a predicted model, not a curated record. The transcript is spliced from 2 exons.
AUGCUCGAGAUCGUCACCUCCACCAGCACGGAGUGCGAUCGCGACUUGCACUACCUGAAGACCCGUCUUCUCUGCGGCGCGCCGCCCAUGUCAAUUGCAAGGUGGCGCCAGAGGGGUCUACAUGAGCUGGAUAAUAUUCAGCGCGCGUGUCAGCAUCUUUGUGCUGUGGUGGAUGCAUUUGAGUAUCUCAACCUCCCGCAUAACGAGGCGCGGAUGCGGAAGGCGUGUAACAGUGUUUGGAAUGCGGGUCACGACUUUGAGAAGGCUCUCAAUGCGUACCGGAGGCAAAAGGGGCGUGGAAGCCCAGUGUCUGUGACGGCGCUCUGGGAGGAGUACAUCGUGGACUUCUUCGAUACUGUGGCCGCGAGGGCGCAUGCGUGGGUGAUGGCGCGGAUAGGCGAACUCAAAGAGGCGCUUCUCCUCCAGCUGCGGCAGACCACACCCGUGUCCGACGGCCCGGCGUCCGCGGCGCAGAUGGAGAUCUUGGACCGAUUCCACGAUCUUACUGAGAUAACGAACAAGGCAGACACGAAGAUCAUGGUGCCGUUGUGGGGGUAUACCCUCCGCACUCUCACCUCUGCGGCGCCAAGGCUGAGAGAUGAUUGGAAUGGGUAUGACGGGCGGGAGGCGAUGAAAGCGUAUCCGUAUGAUAUGCGGUUCCGGUCGAGGAUCUACGGGAUCCGGUGCCGGUAUCUCAGUCGGGCUGCGCAGGUGCAGCGCGCGAUGGAGAAUGUGAGGCUGGGGAGGGAAGUGCUGCCCAUGUCGGAUCCGACGGGGUUGGAGGCGACGUGUCGGGCGCAGAUGAGGGAGUAUGAACAGGCGAGGAGGGAGUUGCGAGGGGUGGUGCCAGAGGUGGGUGAUGAGCCGUGGAUUGCUGGUGUGAAGGGGAUUAUGAGGACGGCUGCCCAUCGACCGUUCAGGGUUUGGGGGUUUAUUGGGUAUCGUGUGUCGUAUGAGCAUUCUGAUGAGGAGUGGAAGGCGUUUCUGGGGAAGUUUAGGGAUGAUGUUACGGCGUGGGGGGAGGGUGUUGAUGGGGCCGGUGACUUGAAGCCUAUGUGCAAGUUGCGGUGGAUCGAUGGGCGGGAGCAUGGGAUUCCCGAGGGGGACAUCGAGGCGGCGAAGAGGCAUUAUGGAGAGUACUCCAAGUCCCCGGCAUGCGAGGGCUUCAUGACACUCAGCGGAGGCGUCUUCCUAGUCGCGGACAAGGCGUCUAUCGAUUCAUACUUGCACCCAGUCAAAGAUGAUGCGGAACCGAUCAUCCCACACGGCGACCUGGGACCUUUCGUUCUGGUAGCCAAGCCGGAUGACGAGGAUAGGGAGGAUAGGGCUUCAUCAUCGAGGGGCAGGGGGCCGCAUCGAGAUGUGGAUGCAGCUGGAAGACCGACGAUGAGGCGGGAGGAGACGUUCGACGGCACUGUAAGAGUGCUCGGGGCGGUCUUGUUCGACGAUGUUUGGGCGCUGUUGUCACGGAACUCUGUGAAGCUGCCGGAUUUGGCACAGAUGGCGCAGGUUCACCCAAGGCAGGUUUACGUUGGGCCGAAUGUGCCGUUGGAGAGGGACGGGUGGCGGACGGCGGGUGAAAUGGGGUUGGUGGUGUUUAAUUCUUUGGAAAAGUGGAAGAAUUCGUGA